GAUUAAUUAGUAAUUGAGAUAUGUAAAUCCAUCUGCGUUUCACCAUUAGAGGAGAAAUUGUUUCAAAAUUGUUCUCAAACUAAGAGCCCACCAGGGCACAGAACAAUAACAACAACAACAAUAGCAACCAAGAAAGGGAUUCAAAAGAAUAAAGGCUUCUUUUUAUACAUUAUAUCUUAAUAAUGGAAACUAUUCAUGAGAAACCUGCUUCCAACUGUAAAGAGCAUGUCCACUUUGAAGCAGAGCAACUCAAGGACCAUAAUCUUGAGAUUCACGUGAAACAGAGCGACGGUCAGGCAGACGUCCACCUGGGAUUUUUACAGGUCAACCACCACUACGUCGUUUGCUUCUGUGUCAGUGAUAGCCUAGGGGAGGAGGUUGUCUAUGAUAAAAGGGAAAACCUUCAUGUUGAGAUCCAGAAAGUCACCCCUACAGAAGAUGGUAAGGGACAUGAUCUGGUGCUGCAUUUUAAUGCUCAUCGAGAAAAGCUGCUGACAGAAAUGAUAAAUAUAUACAGUAAAGACCAACAGAAGAGGCUGAAGAUUGUUAUACAUGCCAGAGUUCUAGGUAAAGGAAAAGGGACUCCAGCAUUGAAGAAUGGAAUCAAAUGUUACAAAGUUGAUACGGAUGAGGACUCGGAUGCACACAGUGACUGGCAGGGAUUCUAAACAAUGCACAAAUCAGAUUGGACAAUGCCCAGUUUAGUAUUACUAGUAUGAUCCUCAGAUUGAGUAUUCUCGCUAACAAUUUAGAGCAUUUUGUGUAGAAAUCUAGAUGGAGAUUAUAUGACAAUUGAUAUUUUGAUGAUUAAUUAAUUGUUUUAUUGAUUAAUAUUUUUUUUUGUUCAGGAAUUCUUUAUACAUGUAGUUGAAUUGUAGAUAUUUUAAAAGUAUUCAAUUAAACAGAACAUUGGUUGUUCUAUAAUGUGUCCAUUACAAUAGUCAGAUAGAAAACUGGGCCCAACUCAAUAUGAAAUCUGUUGGUUAUGAUUUCAUUCAAUAUAUGUAGGUCUUCCAAAAAUAGCUUCUGUAUGCCCACUGGCUUUUAUUUAUAGUAAAAUCUGUCAGAUGUAACAAAAAGUGCCUAAAAGAUUCCAGAAAAUCUGGAUUUUCAUGCUCAGAAUGUAAUUCAGAGACCAGCAUUUAUACUCCUGCAGAUGUGAUGCAUCUGAGUUUGUAUACAGCCAUACAGAUAUUGUCAUGUGGGGAAAGCUAAGAACUCUUACAUGAUGAAAAAGAAAGUUAACUCUUUAAUAGACUUUUUUUUUUUAACUUUUUAAAAGAUACAUGUACAGCGAUUCAAAAAAACAAAAACAAAAAAACAACAACAACAAAAACAAACAAUAUACAUAUAAUGUUACAGACUUUAUUGUUACAAUAGCCCUGAAUUCUGCUAAAAAGAUUUUUCACACCUGAUAGUAUAUAAAAAAAGUAUCAAGUUUGAGUUUCAGUUUCUGAAAGCAUGUACAUUGUGUUGUAAAUUACAUGUAUUAAAAAAUAUUCAAAUUUCUUUACAUUUGCAUUUCAGGUUUUUAUUCAUUAUCAUGAUUAUACAAGAAAAACUUGCAUGUACUUUUGACAUCCUUAUUUUCUUUCCCCACCGAUAUUUAUUAUUUUAGUACAGAUAUGUAUUAUUAAUAUACCAUGUUAUGCAGACAGAAAAUUAUCCCGGUACAUUCUGAAGUUUUCAUUUUACCAUUUCAUGCAGUCUUUGAAGUUGGCCUUAAUUUAUGGAUAAAAAUGUUUUGCUUAGAUGUGAACUAAUUUUGAAAACAUUUUUUAAUGUUUUUUUUUUAGCAAUUGCUAAAUUCUCCACUUUAUUUGAUUUAACCAUUUCAACUUUUAUUGCAAAAUACAUGUAGGUACUAGGGUUCACAGUGAUACAUGCUAAGUGACAUCUUUCUGGAAGUGUACUGGUUUAUUUAUAUCUAUACAUUGCUGAGUACUGUAGGUGAGGGUUUUACACCCCUGAAAACAAAUGCACAUAUGCAUGCAAACUUUCUGUAAAAUCCUUUUUUUUUAAGUACUGGCACAUGUACAUUGAUCAGUUUUUUAAGUGAGCCAGGUAUGAACUGAAUAGUAAAAAAGGUACUGUUUUGUUAAGCUAUAAACACAGUCUGCAUCUCUUUUCUGUUUUAAUGAACAUCUUACUGUUCACAUCCCUUUUUUGUGGUGAACAUUGAAAUAUUCCUAGGCUGUAGUUUAUUUUAAGCUCAUACUAUCUAGUUUUCAAUGUGUGGUACCAGUACAUGUGAUGUACACACAUUACGAAGAUCUAUAUAUUAUGAUAUUUAUACAGUACAUGUUGUAUGUUUCUAUUUUUUAAAAAUGCUCUAUGCAUUUCCUGUCAAUAUUCUAAGAUAAGAUGUUGAGAUAUAUAUUGGAGUUGGUUAUACUGUCAUUGUAUCUGCAUGCCAAGGUUUAGUAUUGUAGAUACAAUUGUAGAAUUUAAUGUCAGUUUUGUAGUUUAAACUGAACAAAUAUACUGUAUAAAUUGUGUUUUGGGUUGGUGAAUUUCUGUGUACCUGCCAAUAUUUAGAUUUAUUAUGUUUUUUGUUUGUUUUCAUUAUCAAUUAUGCUUGUUUUGUAAGAUUUUUUCUUAUUUUUAGCAGCAGAUAUAUUUUGAUAUUAAUUUACAACAUUUUCCAGUGAAUUCCAGUUUAAGUUUAGUUUAGGUUCUCUAACAGUCUAUAAAAACUUGUACUAAUAAAUAGAUUCCCCUGUUUAGUUUCUGACAACUGCUGUAUAUUUCUUUCUAAUGUGAGCUUUAGUUAGUUUUUUAGCUUGUGUUCAGUUAAUGUAGAGAACUGAUAUUUCGUUGACAGUGUUAAUGAAUCACAGAAUGACCUAUUAGAUAAUAGGAUCCUAAGUAAACUCGGUCACUGGAUAAAAUCCAAAGCUUUAUAAUAUUUCCGAGUAUAAAUUAUUUAUUAAAUGCAAAUCUUGCUAUAUUGCAUCAUAUGCAGUUUUAUAGUUGGAUGGAAUGAUUAAAAAUUAUUUUAAUAGACAUAUUAAGUUAUUCAGAACCAUUACGGCAGUUAACUGUCAUCUACUGAUAAGAGUAAAUUACCAAAAAACGAGAUCAAUAAGACCCUUCUAAUUUUCAAUCAAAUAAUGCUGGCCUAAAUUAAAUUCAGAAUAUGUGUUUAAAAUUUACGUCUGAAGAGAUCUGAAUUUCACCAAAUUAUCUUUGAUAUUUGGCUCCCUUUUAAUCCUCUCCUUAGUUAAUGGCUGCACAUCAUAUGUUGGUCUCAGAUCAGGAUAACUGGGGACAUCAUGUAAAAAAAAAAAAGAAAAA
Saccostrea echinata is the source of this 3297-nucleotide messenger RNA. RefSeq lists its product as uncharacterized. The transcript has 5 exons. Bases 183 to 668 code for a protein of 161 amino acids. NCBI's taxonomy places the organism in Eukaryota, Metazoa, Mollusca, Bivalvia, Ostreida, Ostreidae. The record is from RefSeq and is a predicted model, not a curated record.